AUGUGCCGGUCAACCUCGACGAUCUUCUGCACCUCGGUCGGUUCCGUCAACAGCACGUCAUACGCUUCUCCACGGUCAUCACCACACCUAAAGGCUGUGAGGUUGCUUCUACGGAAGCUCAGCACGCCCGUCCACGAAAAGUACACCAACACGGUUCUUCCCAACCAUCCCCGGGAUUUCACGCUGGCGCAGACCGUCGCGAAGCUCAAGAAGCUCUUCGGUCGGCAGAAAUCCGUUUUCCACGCCCGUUACCAGUGCUUGCAGUACGCCAAGAACGACGCGGAUGACUUCACGACCUAUGCUGCCACAGUGAACAAACACUGUGAAGCGUUCCAGCUCUCCAAGCUUUCCUCGGACCAGUUCAAAGCGCUCCGGUUCGUCUGUGGACUCCAAUCGCCACGGGACGCGGACAUACGAGCCCGACUGAUCUCCAAGCUUGAAGCCGACGAAACCGCAGCUGUCGAAGCAGCCGCAGCAGGCGCUGCCGCCGGCGACGCUGGCGCAGCAGGCGUUGCUGCCUGCAGCAGGGUGACCCUGGAGAACCUCGUGGAAGAGUGCCACCGUGUGGCCAACCUGAAGCAGGACACGCUGAUGGUGGAGAACAAGGAUGCACGCAACGUCAACAUUGUGUCUCGCAACCAGAAGAAGCCUGCCUCGGGGAAACCAAAACCCCGAAAACGCCCUGUUGGAAGUGCGGGGACAACCACUACAUGCAAGCAACAAGGACACAAAGAGGGCUAUUGCUCCAGCAACAAGCCCACCACCUCGAAGCAGAUGAAGCCCAAGGAGAACGUGAGGUCGAAAGGUAUUUUCACGGUCUGCAACAUCGGUAGCAAGCGGAAGUUCGUUCCGGUCGAGCUCAACGGCACAGCAGUCAAGCUCCAGCACGACUCGGCGUCCGACAUCACCAUCAUUUCGCAAGAAACAUGGACCAGCAUCGGACAGCCAGCCGCUCGACCCACCGACGAAUCUGCUGUCACGGCUUCCGGAAGCAGCCUCAACCUUCUCGCCGAGUUCCAGACCGAGAUCACCAUCGGAGGCGUCACCAAGCGUGGACGCAUCUUCAUCUCGGACAGCGCCGAACUCAACGUCCUCGGCAUCGAGACGAUGGAUCUUUUCGAUCUGUGGUCUAUUCCGAUCAACAACUUGGUCAACGCCGUGCACCAACGCCCCGACCAAGUCAUCGAGCAACUCAAGCAGCAGUUUCCGGAGGUGUUCCGAAGCACGCUGGGUAGAUGCACCAAAGCGCAGGUGAAGCUGUACCUCAAGCCCGACGCACGUCCAACCUACUGCCCGAAGCGACCAGUGGCGUACGCCGCUCUUCCGAAGGUGGACGCAGAACUGCAGCGGCUCCAGGACAACGGUAUCAUCUCGCCAGUUCAAUUCUCGGACUGGGCAGCUCCGAUAGUCGUCGUGCGCAAGGCGGACAACGUCUCCGUCAGGAUUUGCGGUGACUACUCGACGGGGCUGAACAACGCGCUUGAAUCUGACCGUCACCCGCUGCCUCACCCCGACGACCUCUUCGCGGAACUGGCUGGCGCACACUUCUUCACACAUCUCGAUUUGUCUGACGCCUACCUGCAGGUCGAGGUCGAAGAGGAAUCGCGCAAGCUGCUCAUCGUGAAAACGCAUCGUGGCCUCUUCCAGUACAAUCGACUGCCGCCUGGAGUCAAGCCGGCGCCUGGAGCCUUCCAGCGCAUCACCAACAGCAUGGUUGCCGGCAUUCCUGGAGUCAAGACGUACCUGGACGACAUCCUCAUCGCUGGCCGCACCAGAGAGGAUCACGAUCGCAGUCUUCGCGCUGUUCUUGAGCGCGUGCGUGAGUAUGGCUUUCACUUACGCAUCGAAAAGUGCCGUUUCGCCCUGCCACAGAUCAAGUUCCUCGGACACAUCGUGGACAAAGACGGCAUUCGGCCCGAUCCAUCCAAGACGGAGGCCAUCGCCCAGAUGCAGCCGCCGAAGGAUGUCCAGCAGCUGAGGUCCUACCUCGGCGCAAUCAACUACUACGGACGGUUCGUAAAGCAGAUGAAGCAGCUCCGGGCUCCCCUGGACAACCUGCUCAAGAAGGACGCACCCUGGCGCUGGUCCGCAGAAUGCCAGAAAUCGUUCGAGCAGUUCAAGGCCAUCCUGCUUUCCGAUCUGCUGCUCACCCACUAUGACCCGUCCAAGGAGAUCGUUGUCGCAGCAGAUGCAUCGAAGUACGGCCUAGGCGCCGUCAUCAUGCACCGAUUCCCGUCCGGUCAGGUGAAGGCCAUCGCACACGCCUCUCGCUCACUGACGCCGGCGGAGAUGAACUACGGACAAGUGGAGAAGGAAGCCCUGGCCCUGGUUUUCGCAGUCACGCGAUUCCACAAGAUGCUGUACGGACGCCACUUCCUCCUGCAAACCGAUCAUCAACCGCUGCUCAAGGUAUUCGGCUCGAAGAAAGGCAUUCCUGUCUACACGGCGAAUCGUCUUCAACGCUGGGCCUUGACGUUCCUGCUGUACGACUUCGACAUCCAGCACGUUUCGACGACGGCUUUCGGCUACGCUGAUUUCCUCUCCCGGCUGAUGUCAUCCCAAAGCCGGCCAGAUGAGGAUUACGUGAUUGCCGCAGUCUACGUCGAAUCCGAAGCCAGAGCCAUCCUCGACGACUGA
Culex quinquefasciatus (southern house mosquito) is the source of this 2637-nucleotide messenger RNA. RefSeq lists its product as uncharacterized. The record is from RefSeq and is a predicted model, not a curated record. The transcript has 3 exons. Lineage: Eukaryota; Metazoa; Arthropoda; Insecta; Diptera; Culicidae. The coding region runs from base 1 to 2637 and encodes 878 amino acids.